Molecule: messenger RNA, 902 nt
Organism: Triticum aestivum (bread wheat)
Lineage: Eukaryota; Viridiplantae; Streptophyta; Magnoliopsida; Poales; Poaceae
Product: phosphatidylinositol N-acetylglucosaminyltransferase subunit P
Exons: 3
Coding region: 205-753 (182 amino acids)
Source: RefSeq, a predicted model, not a curated record
GUCAGGGCAGCAGGGCAGUACGAUCUUGUUGGCGGUGUGGGUGAGCAGGCCGUCCUCCACGCACACCCUGCCGCGUCUCUUGAACCCCUCGACGCACCGCAGCUCGCCGUCGACGCACCGGCCGUUCUCCGGGCAGGGCUCGCACGAAUCUGCACAAGCAAACACAGCACAAGAUUAACAAAGGGAUUUGCUUCUCAUGAUCGGAUGGAUCCGUCGGCGUCGGCGUCGCUGGUGGUGCGGAGCCCGCGGCAGACGGUGAGCCUGCUGCGGAGCCGGCGGCCGCAGUUCGGUCGGCCGGAGCGGGAGCGGAACCCGCCUCGGCGGGGGAGGGAGGCGUCGGGGCCCAAGCCGUCGGAGGUGUACGGGUUCGUGGGGUCCAUCACCGUGGUGACGGCGACGGCGGUGUACCUGGCGUGGGCCUACGCGCCGGAGCCGGCCCUCCGGUCGCUGGGCAUCACCUACUACCCCACCAAGUACUGGGCGCUGGCCGUGCCGUCGCUCGCCAUGGUCGCCCUCGCCCUCUCCCUCCUCGCCUACCUCGGCUCCAACUUCGUCGCCACCCCUCCCCCCACCUCCUUCUCCACCAUCUUCGACGAGUACAGCCGCGAACGCCCCGGCGCCGCCGCCGCGGUUCAUGUGGAUGCCGCGACGGCGCAAGGAGAUGAGGAGGAAGAAGAAGCGGAGAGGCCGAUCGAGCCCAUUUCGGACAUCAGCAUCCAUCACAUCAACAACCUCAUGUUUGGUGAUCACUGACGACCCGCUCGCAUCAAAAUUCAGUUCCAUUCCCCGCCGUCGCGACGAUUUUUCUGUAACUAUGAUAGUAGCUGAUAGUGCAGUAAUGCUGUUCUUCUUCUUACAGUGCUUGCUCGCCAAAUUCUGUUAAAGAAAUAUUUGCCUUGUCU